CCGAGCAGAAGCGACCUGAGCCGAGCGGAGCCGAGCGGUAUCACGGAAACUACUGCGGAGACGAGGAGUAAACAUCCCUGCCGACUGCGAUCCGCUCCCUCCGCCUGAGACCGACAGCCCGCCGGCGGAGCUCCACUGACGGCCGCCAUGUCUGAGACCUACGACUUCCUCUUCAAGUUCCUGGUGAUUGGCAGCGCCGGUGCAGGGAAGUCCUGCCUCCUCCACCAGUUUAUAGAGAGCAAGUUCAAGCAGGACUCCAACCACACCAUCGGGGUGGAGUUCGGCUCGCGGGUUGUGAACGUUGCCGGGAAGACGGUCAAACUGCAGAUCUGGGACACGGCCGGCCAGGAGCGCUUCAGGUCGGUGACGCGCAGUUACUACCGAGGGGCGGCUGGCGCCCUACUGGUCUACGACAUCACCAGCCGGGAGACGUACAACGCGCUGACCAACUGGCUGACGGACGCCCGCACGCUGGCCAGCCCCAACAUCAUCAUCAUUCUGUGUGGCAACAAGAAGGACCUGGACGCCGACCGUGAGGUCACCUUCCUGGAGGCCUCCCGCUUCGCCCAGGAGAACGAGCUCAUGUUCCUGGAAACCAGCGCUCUGACCGGGGAGAACGUAGAGGAGGGCUUCCUGAAGUGUGCCCGCACCAUCCUCAACAAGAUAGACUCAGGUGAGCUGGACCCAGAGCGAAUGGGCUCCGGGAUCCAGUACGGCGACGCCUCCCUGAGGCAGCUCCGCCAGCCCCGGGGGGCGGGGCCCGCACAGAUCAAGCAGCAAUGUAACUGCUAGGGGGGGGGCCCUCCGGGGCCCGGGGCCGGUGAGCAGGAGCCCCCCGGUGGGGCGGUGACCUCUGCCCUGUGACCUCUGCCCCCGGCCCGGGCGGGGAACUCCUGACUGAACAUGCAAGGCUGGUGAAGAACCUCCGGAGAAGAUCCAUGGACCUCCUCCUCCUCUCCUUCAGACCUCCUCCUCCUCCUCCUCCUCCUCCUCCUCCUCCUCCUCCUCCCAGACCACCUCCUCCUCCUCCUCCUCCUCCUCCUCCUCCUCCUCCUCCUCCUCCUCCUCCUCCUCUUCCUCCUCCUCUCCUCCCAGACCUCCUCCUCCUCCUCCUCCCUCUUCCUCCUCCUCCCCCCUCCUCCUCCUCCUCCAGGGGUCCCAGGUCCUCCUACGAACCCGUUUUAUGUCUCCUCUGGAUCUCUUUCUUUGGUUGUUUUAUUAACACUCCCGGUGUUGUAGUGUUUGACCCAAACUGAAGAUGUUGUAUUUAUUAUUCAGUCGGUCAGCGAGGACGUGGUGUCCGCCCCCCGGGGGGUAAAGAUCAGACUGCGUGUUGAACCCCUGUUUGCACUAGAGGUCCCAAUCAGGAGCGGCGGGGGUGGGGGGGGGGUAUUGUGAGCGCCCCUCCCGGUCAUGCUUCUUAAAUCAUUAUUCAUCCGACAUCUUCAGGGUUUAGGUCCAGUGACUUAAAAAACCCCAAAAAUAACGAUUUAUUUUAAAAUAAUGAAUGAUUGUCUUUUAUUUUUAUCAAGUUGGGGCUGCAUUUUUUUUUUUUGUCAAAUUAGGACUCCAGUCUUAUCGACGAUCACCCUGUCAAACCAAGUGCUCCACACACGAGGUGUGUGUGCUCCAGAGUCCGGCACUAUAACCCUAAUGUAGACGGCCUUAGUAAUCUCAUUUACAAAGUGUACUUUCUCCAGUCGGCCUCCAAAGGUCCACCCAUAAAGGAAUAUAAACGCCCCGGCACCACGUAGGCCCGCCGGCUUAUCAAGAGCACAAAGUCCUUUACCCCUGUGUUUAGAGGACAACAACUCCCAUGAUCCUUUGCUUUGUGCUUGCUCCGUUGUUUAGGUUCCCUGUGCUUUGGCCCACAGCUCAGGUCAUAAGUCUGUGAACACAGACGUGUCCCACUGCCCCACCCUGCCUCCGUGUUCAUGUCUUCAUCCUGCCUCUGUUCAUGUCUUCACCCUGCCUCCGUGUUCAUGUCUUCAUCCUGCCUCUGUUCAUGUCUUCACCCUGCCUCCGUGUUCAUGUCUUCACCCUGCCUCCGUGUUCAUGUCUUCACCCUGCCUCUGUGUUCAUGUCUUCAUCCUGCGUCUUUUCAUGUCUUCAUCCUGCCUCCGUGUUCAUGUCUUCAUCCUGCCUCUGUUCAUGUCUUCAUCCUGCCUCCGUGUUCAUGUCUUCAUCCUGCCUCUGUUGUUAUGUUAUCUUCCUGCUGCCCCUGCAUAUUUUUACCGGUUUUAUGGAGUGUUUUCAUGGAAGGCCAGGAGGAGCCUGGCUUGUUUGGCCCCGAUGCCGCGCGCAGGGAGCCCUCCACCCCCAUUCGGAGGUCACCCCAGGUUGCCAGGGUCACGCAGAGGUCACCGUCUCCUCCCUCUGGUGUUUGGCUGGAGGCAGCAGCAGCUCUCUCUCGGAGUGCGGUCGGUUGUUCCAGAGCAGGCCCAGAUGUUCCCAGAUGUUCCCUCCCUGGAAGCGGCCCUGGGUCACUCCAGAGAGAAGGAGGGGACUUCCUCUGCGCUACGAGUUCCUCUGGGCCUCCAGCGCAGGGAGAAGAAGGGUUCAGCCUCACAUGGAGAUCUCCCCGGGCGCCCUGUCACUGUUGGUUUAGUGACCAGGCAGAUGAUCAGACCAGUACAGUGGAGGUCAGACCAGUACAGUGGAGGUCAGACCAGUACAGUGGAGGUCAGACCAGUACAGUGGAGUUCAGACCAGUACAGUGGAGUUCAGACCCAGUACAGUGGAGGUCAGACCAGUACAGUGGAGUUCAGACCAGUACAGUGGAGUUCAGACCCAGUACAGUGGAGGUCAGACCCAGUACAGUGGAGGUCAGACCAGUACAGUGGAGGUCAGACCCAGUACAGUGGCGGGACGACCAGUACAGUGGAGGUCAGACCAGUACAGUGGAGUUCAGACCAGUACAGUGGAGUUCAGACCCAGUACAGUGGAGGUCAGACCCAGUACAGUGGCGGGACGACCAGUACAGUGGAGGUCAGACCCAGUACAGUGGAGGUCAGACCCAGUACAGUGGCGGGACGACCAGUACAGUGGAGGUCAGACCAGUACAGUGGAGUUCAGACCAGUACAGUGGAGUUCAGACCCAGUACAGUGGAGGUCAGACCAGUACAGUGGAGUUCAGACCAGUACAGUGGAGUUCAGACCAGUACAGUGGAGUUCAGACCCAGUACAGUGGAGGUCAGACCCAGUACAGUGGCGGGACGACCAGUACAGUGGAGGUCAGACCCAGGCCUGCAUCCUUCCCUCUAGAGGAGCUCUCUCCUGUACCCCAGACCUGUGGGGGCCCAGGGCCGACCCACUGGUUUGUAGGUAGUAGUAAUGCUGCUGCUGGUGCUGCUGGUGUGUGCGUGUAUGGAGGUGGGCGGGGAUGGGGUCACCAUGAGACAGACCCGUUAAACCAUUUUGUUGUGCAAAAAUGUUAAACGCUUUUGAUUUGUCUCCUUCUGCAAGUGCACUUUUUUUUAUUUUAGACUUUGGUUCUGUCAAUAUGCUGUACCUAUAGAAUUGUAUAUUUUAUUUGAACUGUAAUAAAGGUGUUUGAUUGUA
Gadus morhua (Atlantic cod) is the source of this 3561-nucleotide messenger RNA. It is a transcript of the gene rab4b, whose product is annotated as RAB4B, member RAS oncogene family. Gene Ontology annotation, biological process: Rab protein signal transduction. NCBI's taxonomy places the organism in Eukaryota, Metazoa, Chordata, Actinopteri, Gadiformes, Gadidae. Gene Ontology annotation, molecular function: GTPase activity; GTP binding. The coding region runs from base 148 to 792 and encodes 214 amino acids. The transcript is spliced from 8 exons. The record is from RefSeq and is a predicted model, not a curated record.